AUGUCUUGGAAGAUCAUCUCCUAUUGUCUGUUCGUCUCGGCCGGCUUGCUAUUAACAAACCUCUGUCCAGACUGGAAACAACUUCUCAUGUUGUCAGGAUUGGUCGUGUCCAUUGUAAUGGGGUGCCUCCUCUUGAAGCUCCUUGUGUCUGCGUACUUAUGGCGACGUUUGAUCGUGCUUGACCCUAAUGCGCAGAAAGAAUUCCUAGGGCGGCCACUCCUCUUCCCUGCCCGGCUUUCGCACGCUCGCAGGUUUCCUGUAACCGAGCGGUACAACUAUUGGUACGAUUACUUCACGGUUGGAAUUCCUGUCGGUCUUCGUGGCCGCAUCGGGAAUCUCCUUUCUAUUGACAAUCGGCCAGCCUACGAAAGUCAACGGGAAAAGUGUUGGUUCACCAUUGAUCCUACUUAUUAUCUGGAUCCGGGGAGUGGAGAUCGCUGUUUGGAAGAGAAGCUGCACUUAUUCUUGGAAAGACAAGGCGAAGACCCGCAAGAAUUCCCUUACGCAUACCUCAUCAGCGUCCCUCGGUUCCUGUGCUUCCAGAAAAGCGCCAUCAGCUAUUGGUAUCUCUACAACUCGGACCGUAACCUGACCGCAGUCAUCAUGGAGAUCAACAACUCUUUCUUCGAGAAACGCAACUUCUUCUUCCGCGUCACAGGCGAUGACAUGGCCAUCGAUGACCCGGAAAGCCCGCCUACUGAAACAACAGCUCUGACCAAAACCAAGGGAACGUCAUUGUCUCUGCGAUUCCUGUCUCCUGCGCCCAGGAGCAAGCACUACAAGGGAUCCUGGGAGAAGAUGAUCUUCGGUUCACCGUUCGAGAAGAUUGGAGGAGCUAUGACGGCCAAGUUUGUAGAUCCUCUUGCAGGUCCUGCGCUGCAGUCUAAUAUGAGCUCGAAUACCCCCGAGGGUCAGGUAAAGGUUACCAGUCGACUGGCUUCUUGGGGCACACCGGUUGAUCCGCUGUCUGCUACGGGGCUUGCAAUCGCCACUUUCAUUUCUCGAUGGACGCAUGUCGGAGUGCUCUCUGCUCCUCGCAUUGUCAAAGAGGCGCUGAGGAUUCGCUUUCGCGGAAAGUUGAGAUACCUUCAGAGACCGGAAGUCCGAGUUGGGAGUAAUCCGCGUAAUGCAACCAAGGUCGAACGUUCUUUGGAGCCUCUUUUCCGAGAGUAUCUGUCUCAGCUUGCUACUAACUGUAUAUUCCCCCUGUCAAUCAAAUAUAUUCCUCCCCCCAGUCUUCACUACGAUCCGAUCUUUUUCCACGCAUCGACAUCUCCAACAUCUAAUCCUCCACCGACCCUGACCAUCCAGCCUCUAUCUUUCCGAUUCUACACCUCGUUCUUCGAACAACCAGACCCCAAGACUGCCUUUGACGUAGAGUCCUCUCCAUCGCCGACAAACUCAGAUCGAGAAUCCCGCCGCCUAUCUAUCUCGGACAACGCCCUCUUAGACAAACUCCUCGCUACCGCGGGACAGACCAUAAACGCAGAGUUAACCAAGACCGAGCCGCUCCAACCGUCCCAGGGUUUAGAGAGGGCCGUUCUGCAAAGCACAAUCUCCUUCUUGCGUGCCUCCUCGCCUCACACAGUCAUGGACCGCUUCGUGGAGCACAACUUCCCGGCCACCAAGCAGCGCGAAUACAGAGCUAGCAUGUUGCAUUAUCUCCUGGCUCGUCGCCUGCCAGUCGAGUCUCAGGCCAUCGUUGCGUUGGCAUUCAUUACGGCGCGCGCAACUCUCGUGGAUGUACUUAUGCAUGUGGCGUACCAUCUGUGGGCCAGGGAGCCCGCUAUCCAGUAUCUGCAGAAUCUCUCGAUUACGCCUGCUACGGGGACGUUUGUCUACGCGGGUGGGGAUAUGGUGCAUAACUACGUUGGUGAAUAUUACUUGAAUCCGUUCGCCUGGGGAGAAGGUUUGUGA
Aspergillus steynii IBT 23096 is the source of this 1917-nucleotide messenger RNA. RefSeq lists its product as uncharacterized. The transcript is spliced from 3 exons. Bases 1 to 1917 code for a protein of 638 amino acids. The record is from RefSeq and is a predicted model, not a curated record. NCBI's taxonomy places the organism in Eukaryota, Fungi, Ascomycota, Eurotiomycetes, Eurotiales, Aspergillaceae.